AUGUCGCUAAGAAAAGUGUUAUCUGUGACCAGAGAUAUAAAAAUAUUACAAAGAACAUUUGUCCAUAGAAGUUUUCAAUUCUCACAAAAGAAAAGCAAUCGGCGUACAUUCACAACAAAAUUAUUUACCGUGUCUUCAAUUACUGCAAUGGGUAUUUGGGGCCUCAGUAAAAAGAAAGGUGAAAAUGAAACAGUUAUAACUACAAAGGAACUUCUAAUAGCAAAAGCUGAUGCAUUAUAUGAUCAAGAAAAGUACCAAGAAAUAUAUAAACUUUUGGCAAAUUACAAAGAUAGUGGAGAUGUUGAUAUUAUAUGGCGUUUAUGUAGAGCAAUGUAUAAAAUGUCUAAGGCAGCCAAUGAGGUAGAUGGGAAAAAAUUGAUUUUCGAAGCUUACAGUUUCAUAUUGGAAGCCCUCAAAAUAAAAGAGGAUCAUUGGGCUGCACACAAGUGGGCAUCAAUUCUUCUUAAUUCUAAGACUCUUUAUGAGGGAACAAGAGCACAAAUAAAAGAAUCAUAUAACAUCAAAAAACAUAUGCUGAGAGCAAUAGAACUGAAUCCAAAAGAACCAACACUUAUGUAUAUGUUAGGGACCUGGUGUUAUCAAGUUGCAGAUUUAACAUGGUAUCAAAGAAAAAUUGCAUCAGUAAUAUUUGGGGAACCACCAGUUUCAUCCUACGAAGAAGCAUUAAAAUAUUUCGAAAAUGCAGAAGAAAUUGACCCCAAUUUCUAUAGUCAGAAUUUACUGAUGUUGGGAAAAACCUAUUUAAAAUUGAAUCAAAAGGAAUUAGCUUUGAAAUAUUUAAAACUGACCGCUGAAUAUUCCGCGCGAAAUAAAGAUGAUCACGAUGCCAAACAGGAGGCACAAAAAUUGUUAAAAAACUUUUAA
Messenger RNA from Habropoda laboriosa, 885 nucleotides. RefSeq names its product regulator of microtubule dynamics protein 1-like. The transcript has 4 exons. The coding region runs from base 1 to 885 and encodes 294 amino acids. Gene Ontology annotation, cellular component: spindle microtubule; cytoplasm; mitotic spindle pole. NCBI's taxonomy places the organism in Eukaryota, Metazoa, Arthropoda, Insecta, Hymenoptera, Apidae. Gene Ontology annotation, molecular function: microtubule binding. The record is from RefSeq and is a predicted model, not a curated record.